Messenger RNA from Daphnia pulicaria, 6580 nucleotides. RefSeq names its product protein kinase C-binding protein NELL1-like. Gene Ontology annotation, molecular function: calcium ion binding; protein binding. The transcript is spliced from 16 exons. The record is from RefSeq and is a predicted model, not a curated record. Bases 1695 to 5078 code for a protein of 1127 amino acids. Lineage: Eukaryota; Metazoa; Arthropoda; Branchiopoda; Diplostraca; Daphniidae.
GCGUCAUCACGUCAGUCGGCACCGAGCAGCCGGGCACGAACCAUACACACAACUCGAAAGAAAGAAAGCGUCGAGCUAGCAGCAGCAGCAAGCAGCAGCAAGCAGAAAAUUAGAUUUCCAUAUCAUAUUGAGACUAAAUAGUCAAAAACUUUCCAUUUUUUGUGCCUGCGAAAUUUUUGGUUUUGAAAAGCGCGCCGUUCAAAAGGAAAGAAAAAAAACCCUGUGCAUCACGCCGGAAGAAUACACACAUUCGUUUUGAAAUUGAACCGGCAAAAAAGAAAAAUUUGAAGAGUGCGCGUGUGGUGCCGCACAUAUUCGUCUGAGCCUGGCAUCCUGCAAAACAAGUGGAUUAUUCAUUCAUCUUCAGCGGAGACAAUCACCAGCAGGAAACGAUGGUGCGAUGGUGAUGCGGCGCUACCCGAUCCGCUGUCCAUCAUUAGCGUCGUCAAGGCGAGUGCAAUUGGCAGGAGGAGCGGGAGGAGCCAAAAGAGCUGCUGCGGCAACGGCGGCGGUCACAAGGACCUGCGAGGCGGCGUUGAGCCACCACCACCACCACGGCUGCGGCGGCAGUGAUUCUCCAUUGGCCUCAGUCUCGAUUCAGACCCUCGAUGCUCUUCCGCAUGGCGGGAAGAUGAAGCCGUUCAAGUACAAACCGCUCGGUGGCGUUUUCAUCAUUGGCCGCCCAUUUCACGCCUGUCGAGCCUCACCAACGGUGCGCCCCGCAUCCAGUCUAUCCACCUCUGCGCCCGUCCAGCAGCAGCAGCAGUUGAAUAAUAGUCGACCCAAUCAAGAGUGCCAGUGCUGAAGAGUGUGCGUGUGCCUUGCUCAAUCGCCUCCAAUCGAAUCCGAGGGUCUCGUUCAGAGGUUUUGUGUGGCGUGGUUGGUGUGGCCGCUCGUUUUUCAUUCACAGACACACACACAUACAGACACACACAUACACACACACACACCCACCGGCCAAAAUGGACCAGCCGUGCGAUCGAGUUCCACUACUUAUUCACCGUACUCAUCGUCUUCAAGACAUUGUGACGUGACAGUGCGCCCCCAGCUGCCGGACGAACUCCCCGACGCCGCGGCCCUUUUGCAUCAGAUCGUAUCCGACGAGUGUGCUGUGCUGUGCAUGUGGCGCGAUCAAACACGAAAAAGCGAAUUCAACACCAGUUUUCCGGGGGAUUAUUAUUCAAUUAAAAAAUCAAAUUAAAUAUAAAAAAGCCAAUCACUCGCUCCCUUUUGGAUCCUGCGCUCGGUUCCAUUGUCGUCGCUCCCGUCCCGUUUGAUUGAAUAAACUCGAAUUUUUCGCAAGUGUAAAGUGAUUCAAAAUCAUCAAAGUGAUCAAUCGUCCAAAAGAAAAAGAUUUUAAAGGAGGGGACCAAGUGAAAAAAAUAAGAAACAAUUAGUGACGUCAUUUAAAUUUUCUUUCGAGAAAAAAUCCUAACCCUUUCCAUAAAACCCUUGAACAAUUUUUUGGGGGGGGUUUUCACCUGGGUAAGAAAAAGAAGAUAAAAGAAAAAAAGAGAAAAAUUUCAUUUCUGGGUGGUUUCUUUUUUUCUUUUUUUGGUCUUCUCCGCCUCCGCCUGCGGACGUUGAUUUCGUUUUUCCAUUUUCUUUCCUUUUUGACGUGUGGCGGGUGCGCGCGUGUGUGUUGUGUCGGUGACGAACGCGCAACGCGCCGACCGGCCAGUCGACACGAGGAAAUGAAUUGGCCGACAAGUUCGCCGUCACUCCUCCAGGUGUUGCCGGCCUCAGCCACUGCUACUACGACUACUAGUAACACGUCCAGCAGCAAAAGAGUCGUCGCCACCUCUUCAACAUCUUCAUGGACAGUUUGCACCACCGUCUUGACCAUCGUCGUUUUGGCCGUCUUCACUCACCUUGCAGAAUCGACGAGUACGACGAAUUCAGCCUCCGGAUGGGAUUGGACGGCCGGAAGAAACAGUAUCGACAUUCUGGACGAGUUGGCAGCCGUCCGGCUCAAUUUGACGGGCGUCGAAGUUGCCCCGGGACCUUACAGCAUUUCACCUGCUCUCUAUUUCACAGGAGACAAUCGGACCAUCCGACUAUUGGAGACUUCCUACGCCAAGGUGAUGACACUGCUCCAAUCCCACCAUGACAUCACCUUCGUGGCUGCCGUCCGGCAGGAGCCGUACAAUGUUGGCACGCUCUUCUCCCUAUCCGAGGGAUUCACUAGGUUUCUAGAAUUGCAAAGCUCUGGCCGCAAGGAUGAGAUUCGGUUGCACUACAAUCACCUGGGAGCGCCUCGGACCGAAACGUUCAAUUUCCGGCUGGCUGACGGCGCUUGGCAUCGGCUGGCCGUGACGGUCAGCGGUGGCGUCGCCUCUCUCUACGUUGAUUGCCAUCGAGUUGAGCGACGAUGGAUGGCCGCCAUUCCCGACACGGCCAUUACUCCGGAAUCCUCGCCGCUUCCUGUCCAGGAGCAGAACAAACCCGGCAAGAUGUCGCUCUGGAUUGGACAGCGCGGCGAUCAACAUUUCCUAUUCAAAGGAGCUAUGCAGGACGUCAAAUUAGUGGCCGGAAGUAAUGGCCACCUGGUGCAAUGUCCAGCGGCUGAAGCCGAAUGUCCGACCUGCGGCGAGUUUCACAGUCUCCAAUCGGUCGUUGCCCGACUCGAGAAAUCUCUACAACAUCUGACCAAUAAGUUGGAACACGCCGAAGAGCGGCUGACGCAACUGGAACAGUGCGACUGCCCGCGUUCCUGCAGUGUCAACGGGACGGUUCACGCUGACGGAUCGAGUUGGAAUUCCGACUGUGAAGUGUGUUCGUGCCACAAGGGGCAAGUGACAUGCAGUCCUGUUCAGUGUCCGGACACUCCGUGCCGUAAUCCAGUCCAGCUGCCGGGCGAGUGCUGCCGAACAUGCUUAAAGCAGUGCUACUUCCGCGGAUUGAAUUACGAUCACGGCGAGCGGGUGAGUCCACGUCACUGCCUGGAAUGUCAAUGUCUCAACGGGUCGAUGCAGUGCAGGCCGUUGGACCCUGAGCUCCAUUGCCCGGCUCUUUCCUGCCCGCCGUCCGAGCAAUUCACCGUGGCCAACGAGUGCUGCAAGCAAUGCCCAGGAGUGGAUUAUUGCGCCUCUGCGAAUCGCGUUUGUCACGCUCGUGCGCAGUGCAUCAACCUGCAGACAACCUACGCCUGCCACUGUUCGCCCGGCUACACCGGUGACGGCAAACAUUGUUCUGAUAUUAACGAAUGCGACACGGAAGGUGGUCCGGGAGGUCACCGCUGCGGUGCCAAUACGGUUUGUGUCAAUACGGCCGGCUCUUAUCGUUGCGACUGUCUGCCGGGCUACUACCACCUUGGAUCGGGUCCAGGAUCUGCCGUCGACGUCCAUCACAACGGCACUGAGUGCGUCGAGUACGACGAAUGCGCUAACAAACUGGACAACGACUGCCAUCCGACGCUGGCCACAUGCCUCAACACGCCCGGCUCCUAUCAGUGCGCCUGUCGUCCGGGUUACCGAGGAAACGGAAUCGAAUGCGAACCCGUGUGUGAUCGACCGUGCCAGAAUGGCGGUCGAUGCGUCGGUCCCAACCAGUGCUCUUGUCGCCGAGGUUUCGAGGGCGACUAUUGCGAGAUGGACGUGAACGAGUGCGAGCGGACGGGCAACAAAACGACGGGCCAUCAGUGCCACUUGAAUUCCGAAUGCCGUAACAUGCCCGGAUGGUAUGCCUGCGCCUGCAAGCCAGGAUUCCGCUCGCCGCGACAGGAUAUCCUGGACACCUUCCUCGGCGCUCUCUGUCAAGAUAUAGACGAGUGUGCCGAAGGGUUGCACAGUUGCCACGGUAACACUCAGUGCCUCAACACGAUCGGCAGCUACGAGUGCCGUUGUCCGCCCACCAAUCCCAAUUGCAGCUUAGUUUGCCACACGGAAGAGGGUGUCCGCCAAAGUGGCGAGACGUGGAUUUCUUACGAGAGUCCUUGCGUCAGCUGCCAGUGUCGGGAGGGCGUCGUGACCUGCUCCAAAUUGCCUUGCCAUUGCACUUCUACUUCUUCUUCUUCUUCUCCGCCCGCAUCCUCUUCUUCUUCAUCCGACGACUUGGAAGCGACAGCCAAAUUCGGCCUUCACCGGAAUCAAACGGUCGUUCAUCAUCCGAAUUCCGAACUGUGUUGUCCGCAGUGCCGAGCUAGCAAGUCGCAGCAAUGCCGGCACCAAGAGAAAUCGGAUGUCAUUUUCGAUUCCGGACAGCGAUGGAUUUACCAGUGCCAAAGCUGCGAGUGUCUGCAUGGAGAGACGGAUUGCUGGCCGAUGGAAUGCCCUCCCGUUUACUGUAGUCAUCCAAUUCGUCUUCCGGGUGAUUGCUGCCUACGUUGUCCGGACAGCGAUCCGUGCAGCGCCGUUGAAGAUUCGUUGACGACAAGUCAAUCGGGUGAACCCCUCGGGUGUCACCAUCUUGGUCGAAAUUAUACUCAAGGAGCCGAAUGGGCUGCCGGAUUAGACGGUUGCAACAACUGCAAAUGCAAGAAUGGAAAGGUUUGCUGUCAGUAUGAUACUCGCUGCGCUCAGCAGCGCUUGGUGGUGGAUCUCGAGCACAGCACAGCUGUCCAGCACCGCCACAGACAUAAUCACCAGCCGCAACAACAACGACGAAUCGGAUCGUCCAAUCGAAUCCACCGCGCCUCACCGACGGCGGACGAUGCGGUCGAGCAGAAGAAAAAGGGUGGCGACACCUUCCAGGGCACAUCAUCGAUUAAAACAGCGACAUCGGAGGCGACCACGAGAAGUGGCGGAUCGCGCAUUACGACGGCUAAGACGGCGGGCCAUCGAAUGUCUAGAUCGGCCCGGCUGGUCCGCUCUAGCAACAACGCGGACAAGAACGACGUGAAAUCAUUGCCACCACCACCAGCACGACAGUCAACCAUAAUCCCAUCUGCUACCAACUCUAGUCCUUCUAGUGCGACGACGACGAAAGACGGCGGCAGCAACACGCCGCUCUCCGGUUCAACGAAAAGUCAACAUGUUCCAGGAGAAUCGGCAGGAGCGCAGGCCUUCUUGGUGGAUUCUGGAGUCACCUCAACCAAAAUUGUUAGUCAACAGCAACCAGAGUCAUCGGGUCCCACUUAGUUUAUGUACCAGUACCGGUACGCAAGUCUUAACAUGAACGCUGGUACGUAGUUGAAGUAUACAUAUAAAUGUUAUCAUCCUCCUCCUCCUCCUCCUUCUUAUUAUUCUGCUCUUGUUAAUUUUUGUUUUGUUUUCAUACCCAACCUAAUUCUCCUGUCCUUUGCUCAUAUCCGAGUUUUUCUUGGGUCAAAACAGCUCUCUAUUCUUUUGUUUGUUUCUCUCUUCUACUUGCCUUUCUCGUCCCAGCUGAAUCAAAAAGAAAGCGAAAAGCUUUUCAAGCAUCCACGAGGGCCAAAAAGAAAAACAUAAAAAAAUUCUAAUGUUGAUCGUUUCAAAACCACCCUGUCCUCUUUUUUGUUGCACCUCUAAAAAAAAAACACACACACACACUCACUUGUUUAAUUAUUUUUUCUCCUUUUUGAAUGGCCCGCCCGUGGUUUGGUUUCCUCUUUUUUUCUUCGUGUAACAUUUGUUGUACAGUCGAAGUGAUUACUAUAGUUAACUAUAUCCCGUAAAAAAAAAAAAAACUAUCUUGCGCUCCACACACACAUAACACACUGAACUUGGUUGACUUAUUGCUCGUUUCAUAAUUGGCGCCGAAUUUUUUUUUCUCUUGGUAGCCAUUUUUGUACAUAACUAGUCAUAAAAAAAAGAAAAAAUCCUAGACUUUGGAAACAUAAUUAUUUAAAUAACGCAAAAAAUAGUAUCGUUUUUUGGUAUACACUUGUGCGAUAGAAAAAGAAAUGAAACAGAAACUUGCCAGGGCAGGGCCAAAUUAUGAUUAAAUUAAGCUGAUAUGAUGCCGUUGUCUUUAUGAGAUUAUUGUACUGCAACCCAAAAAUUGAAUGUAAUCUAUACAACUUAAUCUAAACAACUUGCCGCAUAACCCGACACCCCCCCCCCCCAAUGUUAUAUCCCUACCUAUUUGUGCUGUUUAUUAUCCUUACAAUAUUGCCACCAACUAGUCUGAUCAUCGAGGAGUUGAUGGUGACGACGGUGACCUCCUCCAGUAUGCCUGUGUGAGUGUGUGUAUUUGUAUAAGUGACAUAAUAGAACAUUUUGAUACCAGCAGGGACGUGGUGAAACAUGUCAAGAAACAAAAUAUUCGUCAUCUGUGCCGUUAAAUCUGAUCAAAUUUAUUAAAAUAUCUUUUUUUAUUUCAAUUUCUCCAACAGUGUGUGUGUGUGUGUCCAGCAAAAUUAUGAUGGAAAAUUACUUUGAAUUUUUUUGUUUUUCUUUUGUUUGAUAUAUGAUUGUUCUUUUUUCAUCGCAUUAAUUGCCUCUCACUGUGUCUCCGUCUCCGGUCCUCGGCCCUAAACGUCUACUCCUCUCUUAAUUUUGUCCGUUUAUUUGUUUUUUGAACAGACUGUUGUUAAAUAACUAUCUAUCUAUACCUCUUCCUCUGCCCUGCCCGUGCACGAAUCGCGUUUGUCUGUCCUGAACUAUUUUGUCACUAUGUUAUUGGAUUCAGCAAUAAUAUUACACUGAUGAUUACAAGCGGA